Alosa sapidissima (American shad) is the source of this 1868-nucleotide messenger RNA. RefSeq lists its product as uncharacterized. Bases 878 to 1834 code for a protein of 318 amino acids. The record is from RefSeq and is a predicted model, not a curated record. The transcript is spliced from 2 exons. NCBI's taxonomy places the organism in Eukaryota, Metazoa, Chordata, Actinopteri, Clupeiformes, Clupeidae.
AGUAGUAUCACCACUGAAAUGAUGUCCCCAUCAUCUUCGGGUGAGUCUAUAAUUGUCAUGACAGCGGAGAAGAACACCGAUGGCACCAGGAUCUACAGCAAACAACAUUUUUGUCUUUUCUGUGAGAAGCCGUAUGCAAAAAUUGCGCGACAUUUAGAACAUGUUCACAAACAGGAGUCUGAAGUGGCCUCUGCUCUCAAAUACCCCAAGGGUUCAAAAUUGAGAAGGGUCCAAAUUGAUUUGCUUCGCCGUAAAGGAGACCGAGAACAUAAUGUACAUGUGAUGCGAGAAGGUACUGGUGUCCUCGUUCCUUGUAAGCAAGUGUCCAACUCUAACAUAAAUGCUACAGUAUUCGGGCACUGUGUUAGCUGCCAGGGUCUAUUUAAGAGAAAGUUUCUGUGGAAACACAUGAAGACCUGCACACUAGCAAAGCAGAACGGUCUUCUUAAGCCUGGACGUAAUAGAAUUCAAGCCCUUUGCGCAAAUGCCGAACCAUUGCCAGUGGGUGUAAGCGCUCAGCUGUGGAAGCUCCUGAACAAAAUGAAUCAAGAUGACAUUACAUUCGCGAUUAAGAAUGAUGAGUGCAUUCUUAGAAUGGGAGAGAGGCAGUACAACAAAAACGGCCAUGAUCCGGCAAAACAUCAUGCCAUUUGCCAAACAAUGCGAGAAAUGGGGCGGCUUCUUUUAGCAGGCAGAGUGCUCAGGAUUAAAGACCAUUAAAGAAUUCCUCCAUCCAUCAAACUUUCCUCGAGUCAUUGAGGCUGUUAAACACGUAGCAGGGUUUAAUGCUGAUAAUAGGUCUUUUAAAAUUCCAACACUGCCUCUAAAAAUUGGACACAGUUUACGCCGUGUUGCAAGUAUUGUCCAGUGCCAGGCCAUGAUCUCAGGGGAUAAACAGGUCGCACAAUAUGCGCAAGAGUUUCAAGAGGUCUUCAGAACAAUGUGGAAUGAGGCCAUCUCUUCUCCUGCAUUGAAAACUUUGGCUGAAGCAAAGUGGAACAAUCCUCAGCUUUUACCCUUUACUGAGGAUGUUAAGAACAUGCAUGUGUACAUGGAUGAAAAACAGAAACAGGCUUCUGAUAAGCUCAUAGAAGAAAAAACUCCAAAGAACUGGAGAGAGCUGGCUGGAGUAACACUUGCUCAAAUAAUACUUUUCAACCGUAGGAGGGAGGGGGAAGUAUCCAAAAUGAGAGUGGCUGCAUUCAAUGUCAUCAAUGAUCCAUUGCAUUCAGAUGUGGCUGAAGCACUGUCUGAUCUGGAGAAAAAGCUAUGCAAACAUUUCAAGAGGCUAGAAAUCCGUGGGAAGAGGGAUAGAAAGGUGCCAAUCCUUUUGACUCCUGAGAUGCAGAAUGCCAUGGAGCUGCUCAUGAAGUCCCGUGCAGAUUGUGGCGUACUUGAGGGCAAUGUCUAUUUUUUCGCUCGCCCUGGGCAGGACACUUUUCUGAGAGGCCAUACAUACAUCAAUCAAUUUGCAAAGGAGAGCAAUGCAAAGUACCCAGAGCGCAUAUCUUCCACCAAACUCCGCAAACAUGUUUCCACCCUGUCAACCAUUCUGAAUUUAAAAGACACCGAAAUGGAUCAACUCGCAGGAUUCUUGGGCCACGACAUAACGGUGCAUCGCAAAUUUUAUCGCCUACCGGAGGGUACACUCCAAUUAGCGAAAGUGAGCAAGGUCCUGAUGGCUCUGGAGCGAGGAUCAUUAAUGAAUUUCAAGGGCCAAAAUUUGGACCAAAUCGAGAUAAACCCAAAUGAAACUAUUCCUGAAGAGGAGAGUGAGAGUGACGCUGAUGAUGAAAUGGAAGAUGGCCUCUCAGCAGCAGGCAAGCGUGAGUAGUAAAAUGAACAAAUGUCUGAUUUUCUGUGUUGCC